AUGGAUGGCCAUUCGGGGCAACCUACCCGAGGACGAUGCCUCAAAAGCUACGGAAUCGUUCUCCUUUUGUGCACGGAUCUGUUUUUGCAAUGUGUCAACGGAUACCUGAGUUCCCCACACGUCGGCCAGGAUCCUCCGUACACAAGAGAUGCUCAACACGGACCGGUUAUCACCAGCCCAGUGGCGCCUGCUGCUCCUUCGGUUUCUCCCACCGACGAAGAAAGCUACACCGCAAAAUGUCCUAGUGGGGGGCUCUGCAGUCGCUUGCCCGCCGAUUGUAUACAAUGCAAUUAUCAGCACAAUUGCACCUAUGGGAAACCAGCUUUCUUCUCCUGUAAAGCCAAAAAGGGCGUUCACUGUGUUGGAGAAUCGGGCCAGCAGCAAAGCAACUUCUCUAUUUCUAUGACGUGUCAGUUUUGUUGGCAACUGGAGCCAUCGCAGUAUCGCUGCUCCAACUCAACCAACUGCAUGACUGUGGCUUGCCCUCGGCAGCGCUACAACGCUACUUGCGACGUUUUGGAACACGUACACUGUUUAGGUAAAAGGCGUUUUCUGAAGCGUUUGUAUUGUAACUGGACCGGAGGAUACAAGUGGUCCACGGCCUUGGCGCUCAGCAUCACGCUGGGCGGUUUCGGGGCCGACCGCUUUUACCUGGGCCAGUGGAGAGAAGGUCUGGGAAAGCUGUUCAGUUUCGGAGGCCUGGGCAUUUGGACUUUAAUAGAUGUCCUUCUCAUCGCCGUGGGUUACGUGGGCCCGGCGGACGGUUCUCUCUACAUUUAA
This is a messenger RNA of Nerophis lumbriciformis (worm pipefish), 780 nucleotides long. The record is from RefSeq and is a predicted model, not a curated record. Lineage: Eukaryota; Metazoa; Chordata; Actinopteri; Syngnathiformes; Syngnathidae.